AUGACGAUUCCUGGAUCGCGACCAGAAUUGAAAUCAAUUGUUCUGUACUCGCACACUGACGUUGUACCGGCCGUCAAGGACCAAUGGAAGUAUGAUCCGUUUUCCGCACAUAAGGAUGAGCAUGGUAAUAUUUACGGACGAGGGGCGCAAGACAUGAAGUCGGUUGGCUCGCAGUAUUUCGAGGCGAUCAGAAGGCAUUUUCAACGCGGAAAGAAACAGUGGCCAAGGACCAUACAUAUUGUUUGGGCUCCAGACGAAGAAAUAGGAGCCGUGGAUGGUAUGCAAAAGUUUGUGGAGAUGGCAGAGUUUCGUGAUCUCAAGCUAGGCUUCAUGCUUGACGAAGGGUUGGCAUCCGAGACCUCCUCGUACAAAGUCUACUAUGCAGAACGAAAUCCAUGGUGGUUGAAAGUCACUUGUAGCGGAUCGCCCGGCCAUGGCUCGAAGUUCAUUGAGAACACGGCUGUCGCAAAGCUGCAAUCCUUCAUCAACAGCGCACUGUCAUUCCGGGAGGAGCAACGCCUUCUGCUGGAAAACGAUUCUUCAAAACGGUCAGGAGACGUGAUCACGCUGAAUAUCACGAAAGUUGAGGGUGGUGUACAGGUGAACGUGGUACCGGAUAGUUUCACGAUACUGGUCGAUAUACGUAUGCCGCCAACAGCCAACUUUGAUGAAAUGGAAAAACUUGUUGCAAGUUGGUGUACAAAAGCAGGCCCUGGCGUUACCUACGAAUUUAUUGUGAAAAACCAAAUCUCUGCUGUAACGCCAACGACAAGUGAUGAUCCGUUCUGGUCAGCUUUUGAGAAGUCGCUCAAGGAAGAGAAAUGCAGUUUCGACAAGGAGGUCUUCACCGGUGCCACGGAUUCACGAUUCGUGCGAGAGCUUGGAUAUCGUUCCAUUGGCUUCUCCCCGAUGAUCCACACGCCGUCGCUGCUCCAUGACCACAAUGAGUAUCUCAACGAGGCAGUAUUCCUAAGAGGCGUUGAAAUCUAUGAAACACUGAUUAACAACCUUGCUAGUGUAGAAGGUGUAUGA
Messenger RNA from Haemonchus placei, 1032 nucleotides. Lineage: Eukaryota; Metazoa; Nematoda; Chromadorea; Rhabditida; Trichostrongylidae. The record is from the annotation of a GenBank genome assembly.